Molecule: messenger RNA, 1077 nt
Organism: Trematosphaeria pertusa
Lineage: Eukaryota; Fungi; Ascomycota; Dothideomycetes; Pleosporales; Trematosphaeriaceae
Exons: 4
Coding region: 1-1077 (358 amino acids)
Source: RefSeq, a predicted model, not a curated record
AUGUGUCUCGCCGAGCGAGACGAGAUUCGCGCAGCGUUUAAAGAGGCUUUGAUCAAGGUGUGGGACUGUUGGAUCGACCCGCAUGACUCUGCAUUGCGGAACAUCAUGUGGGAUGAAGACGAACGUAAAUGGCUGACGAACAAAAGUGUCGCCCCGGAUAAGGAUACGGCCAGCACGCCUACGCAUAUUGGCAAUACGGUCAAGAUCAAGGUGGAGGAUGAUGAUGAGACCGGGAUAGGAAAAGUGAGGGGGGAGGAUUGUGAUGAAGCGCAAGGACAAGAGCAAGGUGAACCAGAAGGGGACGUCUUGUUCGAGCAUCGGCCCGCACAGCUCUCGCUUCUCCCCGAUCCUCUUCUUAAACGGAUCGUCGAUUUGGUCAUUCAAGCUUAUAAGACAAACGACAUGUCUGACCCGGCUGCUGAAUCGUGCUCACCCGCCGAUCAUGUGGAAUCUUACUCUGAAAUCGAAGACAGUCCUACUGAUGAACCUACACUGACGCUGUCCAACUUUUGGGCCAACCAGAAAAUUAGGGCAUGGGCCGAGCGUCUAUGCCACCUUCGGAACACCUACAAUUUCUAUUUCGAAUGGAAGUCAGCCAAGCUCACAAAGGGUUAUGAAGUGUCGAACGAUGUGGAAAGAUGGCUUGAGCAAUCUCCCCACCAUCGGGACGCAAAACAAAUCAACAUCACCCUAUCAUUCGAUAGGAUUUCCCUCGCCCAGGUCCGCAUCACGCCCUACGAGCUUAUGUGUAGGCUUACGUUCGGGAGACAGGAAGCUGCGAAUGUCUGGAUCCAUUUCGUUGCCAGUGGAUCUAAGCAUAGCGUUCGCUUCGAUCACAUCGUACGAAGCUAUUGGAAAUCGGCUCACACGGGGUCCUGGUUGGAUUUCGUAGAUCAGCGCACGUACCAACAAUGGGCGGUCAACAGGUAUGGACAAAUAGUCUCCGUUGAACUCCCCAACUUCGGACUCGAGCCUCCCGCCAAAAGGCGAAACGCGACUAAGCAACCCAAAGAAAUGUCCGCCGGAGCGACACACCGCAAGGGACCGAGGGAUACCAACCCCAUACCCUUGCUUUGA